Haliotis rufescens (red abalone) is the source of this 2006-nucleotide messenger RNA. Its product is annotated as NEDD8-activating enzyme E1 regulatory subunit-like. Lineage: Eukaryota; Metazoa; Mollusca; Gastropoda; Lepetellida; Haliotidae. The coding region runs from base 116 to 1723 and encodes 535 amino acids. The transcript is spliced from 2 exons. The record is from RefSeq and is a predicted model, not a curated record. Gene Ontology annotation, molecular function: NEDD8 activating enzyme activity; ubiquitin activating enzyme activity. Gene Ontology annotation, biological process: protein neddylation; protein ubiquitination; ubiquitin-dependent protein catabolic process. Gene Ontology annotation, cellular component: nucleus; cytoplasm.
GAGAGCGAGACUUUAUUCAAGAUGGCGGCGCCCAGCGAGUGAUCGUUUUCGCUAGGGUAACUUGUUUACUGUUUCAGCUGGCUCGGGGACAUAGUGAGAUAUCAAAUUUUGCGGGAUGGCAGCCCCCAGCAAAAGUGGACUUGACAAAAACAAUAAAUAUGACAGGCAGCUCAGAUUGUGGGGUGACCAUGGUCAGGCUGCUCUGGAGUCAGCUCGAGUUUGUCUCCUCAAUGUGACGGCAACAGGGACGGAGAUACUGAAGAAUCUCAUCCUCCCUGGCGUGGGCUCCUUCACCAUUGUCGAUGGCAAUAAAGUUAGUGGAGAAGAUGUUGGCAACAACUUCUUCUUAUCUAAAGACAGUCUGGGAAGGAGCCUGGCUAAAGUUGCUACAGAAUUUCUGGCUGAGUUGAAUGAUGAUGUCAGUGGAGAUUUUUUGGAGGAGAGUGCUGAAAAUCUUCUCCAGAGCAACCCUGAUUUCUUCACCACCUUCAGCAUAGUUAUUGCUACCAACCUGUCUGAGAGGACUCUGCUUCUGCUAGAUGAGCUGCUGUGGGAGAAGGGUGUGCCACUGCUUGUGUGUCGCUGUUACGGAUUCAUCGGUGAAAUGAGACUGGUGGUUAAAGAGCACACCGUGAUCGAAUCACAUCCAGAUAGUGCUCAUAAUGACCUCCGAUUGGACAACCCUUUCUCUGGACUUCGCCAAUACUGUGAUAGUCUUGAUCUUGCAAAUAUGACGAAAAAGGAACAUUCCCAUACACCCUGGCUGGUAAUCCUGUACAAGUUCCUGCAAACGUGGAAAGAAGAACAUGAUGGACAAGUGCCCCAAAACUACAAGGAGAAGAACCAGUUGAAAGUCUUGAUAAGACAAGGUACCAUGAAGAAGGAAGACGAUGCUCAUGAGGAAGAGGAGAACUUUGAGGAGGCCGUGCAGCAUCUCAACUCUGCACUUGUACCUACUUCAAUCCCAUCAGAAGUCCUGAAAAUAUUUGAAGAUUCAGCAUGCUGUCAGUUGAAUUCCGAGAGUAAGCCGUUCUGGAUCCUCGCCAAGGCUGUGAAAGACUUUGUACAAAUCCAUGGUUCUCUUCCCCUGAGAGGAACCAUCCCCGAUAUGACAGCUGAUUCCGAGCGCUACAUCCAGCUGCAGAACGUGUACCGUGAACAAGCAGGACAGGACGUGGAGGACGUGAUGCAGCAUGUCCAGAGAUUGCUGCAGGAGAUAGGGAAGGGACCAAACACCAUCGCAGAGAAGGAUGUUAGGUUAUUUUGUAAAAAUGCAUCUUUUCUGCGGGUUGUCCGAUGUCGAAGUUUAGCAGAAGAGUACAACUCUGCCACGGCAAACAUUGCGGAAUUAGGAAUGUGUUUGGAAGAUGAAGAGGGAGAUGAUGUGAUUUUCUACAUCCUUCUGCGCGGAGUAGACAAGUUUUAUGAAGAAUUCAACCGUUAUCCUGGCUGGUACAAUGAUCAAGUUGAAUCUGACAUCAUUAAACUAAAGGCCUGCAUAGUCAAGUUACUUCAUGACUGGGGACUACCACCAACUGUCAAGGAUGAUUUUGUCCAUGAAAUUUGUCGCUAUGGGGCAGCAGAGCUUCACUCAGUGGCAGCCAUGAUGGGUGGUGUUGCGGCCCAAGAGGUCAUCAAAAUCAUCACUGGUCAGUUUGUCCCUAUCAACAACACCUUCAUCUAUAAUGCAAUGAAGCAAACAUCCAAGACUGUCCAACUAUAAGUGUUGAGGACGAUGGACCUUGUAAAAUUUGCUGCCACUACUACAACAGUUACAUGUGGGGUGUACCCACAAAGGUGUAUCCAGAAAUCGGUAGAGGCAAAACUAAAGUGUUAAAUCCAUUAUUAAGCACACAAGAUCAAUGAACAAUCAACAAAUUAUAUUGAAGACUUUCUUUAGAACGCACGUUUCUAACAAAUCAUGUUAAAUGUACAUUAUACAUGUUUAUAUGCUUAAUUAGCAGAACUGCAUUUGUGCACAGAUACAAUAAAUUUUACAAAUUUCC